AAUCAUUACUAGUUACCUGCGUUCUGUUUGAAAAACUAAGGUUAGGGCCUCGCAACUCAACAGUCGACCAUUAUAUCGAUGAAAUUAGUGUCGAAUAUUUUCGCGUGCAUUACAACCGCGUUUUGUUGUUUGAACUUUGGAGGAUAACGUGCUUAUGUCUGAUCUAUAUUUCCCGGCGAGCGUGGAUCUUAGAAGCUGCCAUAAUCUAUCGAUUGCGGUACGCAUUAUCAUUAAGGAAUUAUUCAAAUACUUAAGUGAAAGGCAAUAAAGGAAUAACGCAGUUCGGUAAUUGUGGGCGAGUGAAACAACAUAACCUGUGAAAAACAAAUUGUAAAAACAUGCCGACUUGGAACCAGAUUCAAGCUCAGUUGCGCAACCCAAACAACCCCGUAGUCUUCUUUGACGUAUCAGUCGGCACAACAGAAAUAGGGCGAAUGAUAUUUGAAUUAUUCGAAGAUGUGUGUCCAAAGACUUCGGAAAACUUUCGACAAUUCUGCACAGGCGAGUAUAGGAAAGACGGAGUGUCCCUCGGUUUUAAAGGUGCGAUUUUCCACCGUGUUAUCAAGGACUUCAUGAUCCAGGGUGGCGAUUUUGUCAACGGAGACGGUACGGGCGUCCUAAGCAUCUAUGGAGGGGGAACUUUUCCUGAUGAAAAUUUUACUCUUAAACACGAUUCCUCAGGGUUGUUAUCGAUGGCUAACAGUGGAAAGGAUACUAACGGCUGCCAGUUUUUUAUCACGUGCGCAAAGUGUAAUUUUUUGGAUGGUAAGCACGUUGUUUUUGGCAGAGUUAUUGAUGGACUUCUCGUCAUGAGAAAAGUUGAAAAUGUACCCACAGGACCCAACAAUAAACCCAAAAUACCAGUGACUAUAUCACAGUGUGGGCAAAUGUAGAUUCAAAUAUUCGUAAGAUAUUCUUAUGGUAAAACUCUGAAUGAAAACUCAGUUCAAUGCCCAUUUGUUUGUAAUAAUGAAAAUCGAAGAAUGAUCAGUGGUGUUUAAUGCAGAUUAAAAAAUUGGUUUCAAUUGUCUAUUAGAUAUUUAUUGUGUAUUGCUAUUUGUGCAGAUGAUAAAUAAUUAACAUCAAAAUAAUUAUAUCUAUUCUUAUAUAGUAACCUUAAAAAUCUGACAAAUCUCUUCACAAAUAAUCGCAUCCACAUGUUAGAUUUAUCAAUAAUCGAUAGUGGAUGCUGGGGCAGUUGGCACAUUUUUGAUCCUGUGUCCUUAAAUAAAAAAUUCUUAUUGUA
This is a messenger RNA of Athalia rosae (coleseed sawfly), 1246 nucleotides long. RefSeq names its product peptidyl-prolyl cis-trans isomerase H. The coding region runs from base 339 to 893 and encodes 184 amino acids. Gene Ontology annotation, molecular function: peptidyl-prolyl cis-trans isomerase activity. Lineage: Eukaryota; Metazoa; Arthropoda; Insecta; Hymenoptera; Athaliidae. The record is from RefSeq and is a predicted model, not a curated record. Gene Ontology annotation, cellular component: intracellular membrane-bounded organelle. The transcript has a single exon. Gene Ontology annotation, biological process: protein folding; protein peptidyl-prolyl isomerization.